Mitosporidium daphniae is the source of this 765-nucleotide messenger RNA. RefSeq lists its product as uncharacterized. NCBI's taxonomy places the organism in Eukaryota, Fungi, Microsporidia. Bases 1 to 765 code for a protein of 254 amino acids. The transcript has a single exon. The record is from RefSeq and is a predicted model, not a curated record.
AUGAUGAUACUCUCCACCCUCCUUUCUUUCCUUGCAUUCUUCACUGCGAUCAACUGCGAUUUUAGCCAUUUAUAUAUCAAGGAACCAAAUCAAGGAAUAUCGUGGAGACCGGGGUCAAAUGUGGCCAUCAAGUGGACAAAUAUUGGUGGGGAGCUUCAUCCCAACGCAUUAAUCUCCAUUGACAUCAUGGACGGAGAUGCACAGAGUGCCGAUCUAAUCGCUCAUGUUGGAAGUAACAUUCCAGCAAGCGCCAACGAGUACAACUGGAUUGUCCCGGUAAACAUGGAACAGCGAUCGGACUAUUUCGUCAGAAUGUCAUCCACCGAUCCAUCUGGUGUUUCGUAUUUCUAUUCCGGACGGUAUUCUGUUGCUGGAGAAGCUAUGGGAGCUACAUUGGUUUCACAGCCAUGGGAGCAUGAAAUUAGUUCCACUGCCAAGCCAAAACCCACAAAUGUGGUAGUUCCAACAACCGCCCAUGAUGCAAGUACUGCGCACGUAACUGAGACUGUAGAAGAUAAGACCACCUCAUUGAUGCCCACAAGGACCUCAAACGUUAUUUCUACUGCAGCUAGUUCGAUUAUUUCCGAAAAAGAGACGAUGGCCACUUCAUCUGUCAAGCCUCAAUCCAGUACUCAAAGGUCAGAAUCGACGACUAGCAGUGAAGAGGACAAAUCAUCUGCCAAUUUACCUGUUCUUUCAUCGUGGGUGCUUAUUUCUAGCGCCACCAUUUUUUUGAGCGUGUUUCUUAUUGGAGUAGCUGUGUGA